Messenger RNA from Ricinus communis (castor bean), 1316 nucleotides. RefSeq names its product sanguinarine reductase. Lineage: Eukaryota; Viridiplantae; Streptophyta; Magnoliopsida; Malpighiales; Euphorbiaceae. The record is from RefSeq and is a predicted model, not a curated record. Bases 101 to 1135 code for a protein of 344 amino acids. The transcript has 9 exons.
UUCCGGAGGGAAAUAUAACAACCACAAAAUUAAACGGUCUUUCUCUCUCUCUCCUCUUGUUGACACUCAUAGCUCUCACUUCUGCUCUUCUCAUCCUUUAAUGGCUUGCAAACUCUUCUUCGCUCCCAUUCCCAACUGUCCCCUCUCACAUACAAAAUUAUCAAAAUUCCCACAAAGAAUCCCACUUCAUUUUCUUCCACCAUUCAAUAUCUCUUCUGGGUAUCACUCUUCUUCAAGAACGGUACAAUCAGUAUCAUCAUCAUCAUCAUCUUCUUCUUCUUCUUCGUCGUUAGUUGUUCAUGCUCUAAAAGAAGAAGUGAUUCAGUCACCAAAUUCAGAGGCUACCUAUGAUUCCAUAACUACACCUCCUUCUUCCUCGAAGCUCGUUCUUGUCAUUGGUGGCUCUGGUGGCGUUGGGCAGUUGGUAGUGGCAUCAUUGCUUAACCGGAAUAUCAAGUCCCGCUUGUUACUACGAGAACCUGCAAAGGCAACUGCCCUAUUUGGCAAGCAAGACGAGGAGAUGUUGCAGGUAUUUGAGGGAGACACUCGCAACCCAGGGGAUCUAGAUCCAUCUAUUUUUAAGGGAAUCACACAUGUGAUAUGCUGCACUGGAACAACAGCCUUUCCUUCAAGGCGAUGGAAUGGAGAUAAUACACCAGAAAGAGUAGAUUGGGAGGGUGUUAGAAAUCUCAUUUCUGCAAUGCCUUCGACAUUGAAGAGAGUCGUUCUUGUUUCAUCAGUUGGUGUAACCAAGUUCAAUGAACUGCCAUGGAGCAUUAUGAAUCUCUUUGGUGUUCUCAAGUAUAAGAAGAUGGGGGAGGAUUUUGUUCGCCAGUCUGGUCUUCCUUUUACCAUAAUUAGAGCUGGUAGAUUAACAGAUGGACCUUACACAUCAUAUGAUCUAAAUACCUUGCUCAAAGCUACUGCUGGCCAACGACGUGCUGUUGUUAUUGAUCAAGGUGAUAAACUUGUUGGAGAGGUCAGCAGACUUGUAGUGGCUGAAGCUUGCAUACAGGCGUUGGAUAUAGAAUUGACAGAAGGUCAAACUUAUGAAAUCAACUCAGUUGAGGGUGAAGGCCCUGGAAGUGAUCCACAGAAAUGGAGAGAUCUAUUCCAAGCUGCCCAAACGCAAUAAUAGGUUAUUAUCCUAUAUAGAAAAAUAUUAGCAUUAUUUACUGAAUUACUAUACAUUGUGUGCAGUUACAAUUCAUAAAAUUUGAAACAAUGCAUACUUUCAAAGUUAGUCUGUAUGUAUAUUCAUGUAAACUAUCAAAGUUGUAUAUGUCAAUAUAUGAAAUGUAGAUUUCUUUAUUCCA